GGUAAUCAGGACGCCACGGCUCCUCCUGAAGCGAUGGCCCAGCCCUACCCCCCUGCCCAGUACCCUCCUCCGCCGCAGAAUGGUAUCCCCGCUGAGUACGCCCCACCCCCACCACACCCCACGCAGGACUACUCGGGCCAGACCCCGGUGCCCCCGGAGCAUGGCAUGACCCUGUACACACCAGCACAGACCCACCCAGAGCAGCCGGGCACAGAGGCCAGCACACAGCCCAUUGCUGGGACCCAGACAGUGCCGCAGGCAGAUGAGGCGGCACAGACGGACAGCCAGCCACUCCACCCCUCCGACCCCACAGAGAAGCAGCAGCCCAAGCGGCUACACGUCUCCAACAUCCCCUUCCGGUUCAGGGACCCCGACCUGCGGCAAAUGUUCGGGCAAUUCGGGAAAAUUCUAGACGUGGAGAUCAUUUUUAAUGAGCGGGGCUCCAAGGGUUUUGGGUUUGUAACUUUUGAAACUAGCUCAGAUGCUGACCGAGCCCGGGAGAAGCUGAAUGGGACGAUCGUAGAGGGACGAAAAAUUGAGGUCAAUAAUGCCACAGCCCGAGUCAUGACUAACAAGAAGACCGGGAAUCCCUACACCAAUGCCCUUGGGUCCAGCGAGGCACUUCUUCGAGCCCUCUCUGGUCCUUCCCCGUGGUCCAGUGUCCUCCCCGCUGAAGGACUGCCUGGGGGAGGGGGGGAGGGCAAGCCUGACUGGGCCGAUGGGCCCCUGGGUUUUUGGGAGAAAGGAGCUGACCAGCAAGGGUGUUACUCUAUUGUUAUACCAAACAGGGCACUGGAGCAAACGCUUGUUAAAAUGCCAGUCCCGUGGGCGGGGCUGGCACCGUGCCCCCUCCCUCCUCAGCAGACACCGGAGCCGGCCUACCCCACCUCUCCAGCGUUCCCACCACUCUCUUGUCCGUUUGCUUCCAGGGUCGUGUAUCAGGAUGGAUUUUAUGGUGCUGAGAUUUAUGGAGGCUACGCAGCCUACAGAUAUGCUCAGCCAGCAGCAGCAGCAGCAGCAGCCUACAGUGACAGUUACGGCAGAGUCUACGCAGCUGCUGACCCCUACCAUCACACCAUCGGCCCUGCGGCGACCUACAGCAUCGGAACCAUGGCUAGCCUCUGCCGAGGAGGGUACAGCCGCUUCACCCCCUACUAGCAAGAGACCCGCCCCUAACAGCAUUCACACUACUGCCUAUUCCAAACCAAACCCUACAGCCCAAACACCAGGCACAGCCACCAGGAGGACAGUGCGCCCCUCCCGGUCAGCGACCGCGCCGCUGGCCCUCCGCGACUCUAAAGCCCAUAGAUUUUACCUCCAGCCAGCUGGGCUCCCCACCCCGCCCAUGACGGUGUGUGUGUCUUUGACCUGGUUUUCCGUAUGUCUGAACCUUGGUUCCUAUCUUGACUUUGUUGAUGUUGUGCUGCCCAAGCCACUGCAGGUACAGUAUGCACACGGCGGGGGCCAGCUGGGGAGCACAGGCAGCCCCCACCACUAGCAGUAGCACCCAGAGGACGGCCUGCUCCACACAGCUCCAGAAACACUGGGUCAGGCCUCUCUCACAGCUGCCACAGCCAGCCCCCUGCACAGUCCGCCUCCCCCAGGGUCCACCUGGCUCUGCUACACCCUCCCUGUCCCCACUCAGUUGAGGCUGAUGUUUCUAAUUAAAUUUUUAAUGAUGACAUGGUCACAA
Messenger RNA from Ictidomys tridecemlineatus (thirteen-lined ground squirrel), 1693 nucleotides. The record is from RefSeq and is a predicted model, not a curated record. Lineage: Eukaryota; Metazoa; Chordata; Mammalia; Rodentia; Sciuridae.